AAAGUGUUUCCGUGUGCGUGUUGUUGCAAAGAUGUUUGUCAGGACUGCGCUGAGCGCCGUCUUCUUCUUCUUCUUCUUCUUCUUCUUCUUCUUCACGCACGCACAAGAAGUGCCGGCAGUCCAAGUCGUGUUCACUGAUAAAGGACUUCAGUACGCAAAGAAUGUGUUGACCAACUGGAUCCAGGACACCUUAGAACUUAUCACACUUCCUGAUGUCAAAGCUCAAAUUUCUUUGGGCUUUUUGGGCCAACUGGACUACACACUGAGUGGAGUGGAGAUGUCCAAGUGUGACUUCCCAGACCCGUGGGUCCAGUUCUCCCAGUCGGCAUCAGGAUCCGGACUAAAGAGCUCCCUGGCAGGUCUGAACAUGGCUCUGAGCGGAGACUGGAGAGUCCAGUGGGGGAUCUUGAAAGCAGGAGGCUCCUUUGACGUGGGCGUGUUCCAAGUGGGCGUGGCCUCAGAGCAGCACCUGGGACGAGACUCAGGUGGGCGUGUGUGUGUGAGCCAGGUGAGCUGUGAGGCCACAACUGGACAGGUGGACUUGCGUCUGCACGGCGGCUCCAGCUGGAUCCUGCAGCCUUUUGCCCGCCAUCUUGAGGCCUUCAUCAGACGCCGGAUACAGGCCAGACUUUGUCCCACCAUGGAGGAUCUGCUGGAGACCUUGGAACAGUACCUGCAGGCCAUGAAAGUCCGCCUGCAGGUCAAUCAGGACCUGAUGGUGGACCUGCCUCUCACCAGCAGGCCUGCGGUCCAGGCGGAAAGUCUGCGCCUCGGACUUAAGGGGGAGGUGACCAGUGUGGAAGAGCCAAAGGAUCCGCCCUUUGACCCGCAGCCAUUUGUGGUGCCUGACCACGCCCACUUCAUGCUGACCGCCGCCCUCUCCGACUUCACGCUUAACUCCGCCUCCUUCAGCUACUGGGCUGCAGGACUUCUGCACACCUUUAUCGACGACAGCAUGGUACCUGCAAGCUCACCUGUGCACCUCAACACCCGCUCACUGGGCGCCUUCAUUCCUCAGCUACCUGUGCUGUUCCCCGACCUGCCCGUGGUUCUGCAGGUGUACGCCAGGACCACACCCACCUUCUCCUUCCACCCUGGCAUCGUCACGCUCAUCUUGCCAGGUGCCAUCAAAGCCUUCGCCCUGCAGGCCAACGCCACGCACACGCCGCUCUUUAAACUGCACCUGGACUCCAGCUACCAGGGCAGCGUGCGGGCAGACGGCGGGCGGCUGAAGUCCUCGCUGAGGAUGGACAAUCUGACUCUGACGCUGGCAGCCACCACCAUUGGACCCUUUAAGACCGAGGCCUUGGAGAACUUGUCCAGUCUGACCAUGAAGAUGUUGGUCCUGCCUCCACUUAAUGAGCGACUGUCCAGGGGUGUACUUCUCCCACAGAGCAGACAUGUCCAGCUGGUACAAACAGCAGUGAGUGUCGAAGAGGGCUUCAUGGAUCUGCACUCAGAUGUUGAGCUGCGACUGAACCACGGCCAUCUUGGUCAAGAGGAGUGCUGAUUGUCAUGAGGGCGCCGAAGGAAGGUGUGACGACCACCACAAUGUAUACACACGGGUGGGAGUGCACCGUCUAGUGAGGAAAUAGCAACUAUGCCUUUUAGAAAUUAUUUUUUACCCUGCGGCCCAAAAGGGUCCCUCUCAGUAACGUGUAAUAAAAAUGCAUGUAUGUGCUCCAAUCACUACAUCACAAACAAAUAA
Molecule: messenger RNA, 1708 nt
Organism: Nerophis ophidion (straightnose pipefish)
Lineage: Eukaryota; Metazoa; Chordata; Actinopteri; Syngnathiformes; Syngnathidae
Gene: bpifcl
Product: BPI fold containing family C, like
Exons: 15
Coding region: 32-1510 (492 amino acids)
Molecular function (GO): lipid binding
Source: RefSeq, a predicted model, not a curated record